AACCAGAAAGAAAGAAAUGCACGAAUGCUUAGAUGAAGGUCUGAUGACGACUGAUCAGAUAUCAGGUACAUGAACAUGAAUGACGAUCUUCGUUCUGGCGAUCGAUCGAUCGAUCCAUCUUAUCUUCGUUGUCUCCCUAAUUGUUUUAAUUGCGAUUCUGGAUUCUGGAUUCUGCUUCGGAACCGUUCGGUCUCAAUCCUUUGAUGAAUGGACAUGCAUUUAGGUUUUUCAUUCUUCAAUCUGCUUGGAUCUUCCUAGAUGAAUCUUCCUUACGCUUAAGAUUUAGCAUGCAAUCGCGUUUUAUGUUGAACUGAUACUUGUUGUUGCCUGGAGUUUUAAUCUCAAGUUUUUCUAUACAUUUAUUGCGUUUCUGGAAGGAGAGUCGGUGUUAUUGCUAGUUUGGUGGAGUCUACAGUCGAUGAUGUGAAAGUUCCCAUGAAUAGUGACCAACUUUUGAUUCCGAAGUUUUCUUGCUACAAGUAAGAAACAGAUCCGUGUCUGGAAGGAAGACAGCAAUGUCGAUUGCUAGUGUGGCUCCUAGUCCUGUUUUUGAAGAUUCUUUAGAUUUUCCUGGUCUAUCAGGGCAGGCUGAUCCGAGGUUAAGGGAGUCGAUUUUUAUAUACCUAUCUGUUGCAGGAUCAAUUGUUCCCUUGCAUAUUUUGGAAUCGGAUUCAAUAGCUUCUGUUAAGCUGAGAAUACAGACAUCCAAGGGUUUCUUUGUGAAGAAACAGAAACUUGUCUUCGGAGGAAAAGAGUUGGCUCGUGAUACUUCUCUUAUUCAAGAUUAUGGUGUAGGCGAUGGUAACGUGUUGCAUCUAGUCAUUAGGUUGUCUGAUGUUCGAUCCAUUAAUGUUAGGACGGUUUGUGGAAAGGAAUUCAGUUUCCAUGUUGAUCGGUUUAGAAAUGUACUGUAUGUGAAGCAACAGAUCGCUAAGCAAGGCAAAGGAUUUCUUGAUCUCAAUGAUCAAGAGCUAUUUUGUGACGAUGAGGAGCUUGAAGAUCAAAGACUCGUGGAGGACAUUUGUAUGAAAAAUGACGUCGUUAUCCACCUACUAGUCCGUAAAUCAGCAAAAGUAAGGGCCAAACAUGUCAAGAAAGAUAUUGUAGUUUCAAUAGACAAAUCUGUGGAUAGAGAAGAGCAUGACCUUGUAGUUAGGAACCCGUCGAAGAGAGACUUUGUUCUUGAACCAUUAAUUGUUAACCCAAAAGUGAAAUUACCAAAAGGGAUUAAGGAUCUUGUUGAUGCAACUAUUAAUGGGUUGGCACGAGGUCUGCAGCCAAUAAGAUCGGUAGAGGGGUCAGGAGGUGCUUAUUUCAUGCAACAUUCAUCUGGUGAAGAGUUUUUAUCAGUUUUUAAGCCAAUCGAUGAGGAGCCAAUGGCUAUAAAUAACCCUCAAGGGCUUCCAUUAUCAUCGGAUGGCGAAGGAUUGAAGAAAGGUACUCGUGUAGGGGAAGGAGCUCUUAGAGAAGUGGCUGCUUAUCUUUUGGAUCAUCCCAAGCGUGGUCAAGACAAGGGCUUUGCUGGGGUUCCACCAACUGUUAUGGUCAAAUGUCUUCACAAAGGAUUCAACCAUCCAGAUGGAUAUUCAUUUGAAUCUGGCUGCAUGAAGAUUGGCUCAAUGCAGAAGUUUGUGAAGAAUUGCGGGAGUAGUGAGGAAAUGGGUCCCGGUGUUUUUCCAGUUGCGGAGGUUCACAAGAUAUGUGUUUUAGAUAUACGGUUAGCCAAUGCAGACAGGCAUGCAGGAAACAUUCUGGUUAGCAGGGAUUCUGAGCAAGGUCAGAUUGUUUUGACUCCAAUAGAUCAUGGAUAUUGCCUUCCUGUCAAUUUCGAAGAUUGCACAUUUGACUGGCUCUAUUGGCCUCAAGCCCGGCAACCCUUCUCCAAAGACACAGUUGAGUACAUAAAAUCACUUGAUGCAGACAAGGAUUCUGAGCUUCUGAAGUUUCACGGAUGGGAAUUGCCAUUGGAGUGUGCACGUGUUCUUCGCAUAUCCACAAUGCUUCUUAAAAAAGGAGCAGAGAGGGGACUGAAUCCCCAUGCAAUUGGAAGCAUCAUGUGCAGGCAAACAAUGAAAAAGGAAUCGGUCAUUGAGCAGAUUGUUCAAGAAGCUCAAGAAUAUGUGCUUCCAGAAACUAGUGAAGAUACAUUCCUUGAAUCUGUGUCAGGUAUCAUGGAUCGAUACCUCGAAGAACUUUACCAUUGAUGUAUUUGCAGAUACCUCGAAGAACUUUACUGAUUAAUAGAUGUUGAUAUUUGAGAAUGUCAUAAUUCUCCUCUGUGUAAUGGGAUUGACUGGAAUGCCCUUAUAUAUAAAUAAUCACAU
Messenger RNA from Impatiens glandulifera, 2324 nucleotides. RefSeq names its product phosphatidylinositol 4-kinase gamma 3-like. Gene Ontology annotation, molecular function: protein binding. The record is from RefSeq and is a predicted model, not a curated record. The coding region runs from base 516 to 2204 and encodes 562 amino acids. The transcript has 3 exons. Lineage: Eukaryota; Viridiplantae; Streptophyta; Magnoliopsida; Ericales; Balsaminaceae.